This is a messenger RNA of Salvelinus fontinalis (brook trout), 4926 nucleotides long. RefSeq names its product ubiquitin carboxyl-terminal hydrolase 37-like. Gene Ontology annotation, molecular function: cysteine-type endopeptidase activity; cysteine-type deubiquitinase activity. Gene Ontology annotation, cellular component: nucleus; cytosol. Gene Ontology annotation, biological process: G1/S transition of mitotic cell cycle; protein deubiquitination. The record is from RefSeq and is a predicted model, not a curated record. The transcript is spliced from 14 exons. Lineage: Eukaryota; Metazoa; Chordata; Actinopteri; Salmoniformes; Salmonidae. The coding region runs from base 1756 to 3378 and encodes 540 amino acids.
CUCUGAGUCUGAUAGCUAUAACCACUAACUGGUCAACCAUAUGAAUGUCUCGGUGUAAUCACACACCUGGGGUACCAGUUCAUCCAGGUGGUAGUAGGAUCUACAAUAUACUCUGCGAGAACAAAUGAUGCUUUGCAUUUAUUUACAUUUAAGUAAUUUAGCAGACGCUCUUAUCCAGAGCGACUUACAAAUUGGAAAGUUCAUACAUAUUCAUCCUGGUCCCCCUGUGGGAAUUGAACCCUGGUCCCCCCGUGGGAAUUGAACCCUCAACCCGGGCGUUGCAAGCGCCAUGCUCUACCAACUGAGCCACACGGGACCGUGUGAUUUAUGUCAUGAUCUGUUGACAGUUGUGACCGGUGCGGUGGCGACCAACUGGGUUUACAGAACAGCAAAUAUACAACAAAUUUACUAACGUUAGUAUUUUAGUUUAGUUUACAGUCACUAGUCAGAGUGGCACCUUUUCAAUGUGGUACGGUCAGAUAUUAAAAGAUCCAUCUGUGUUAAGGUCCUCCAAACAUUAUACCCUGAUGAAGACAGCUUGUCGGUCGGAACGCUGGAUAUUAGGUUAUUAAAUAAUUGAGUCUGCGCUACAGUGUGCGGCUCUCCUUUUCUUUUUCAAAGGUCCUCCUAACAACCAUUGCAAAGCUACGUUAGAUCUGUAUCAGAUCAGCGUCAACUGAAGUGAAAUAGGCAUUUUACUUUCCAUAAGAAAAUGUUACUCUAAAGUAUGUUAAUAAGAAGAUAGAAGCUAAUAAAUAUGUUUUAUGUUUGCUGUAUAUUGUAUAGGCUGUAAAUGUGUCUGUACAUUUGUCUAUUGCUGCCAGCACCAAUUCACCGAGUCAAAUUCUGGGAAUGUGUGAAUGUAGGUUACUUGGCCAAUAAUAGUUAUUUUGAUUCUGAUAGACAGUAACGUUACUUCGAAUUUCCUAGCCUCUUUCCAUAUCCCAUACAAUCACGCGUCAGUGGCCCAGGGAGCGUGGGAGAAAGAUAACCCAAUGUUUUCUCAAUAAAAAACUGGUUUAUUGGCAAGAACCUAGUUAUUUUGUAUAGUUUAUGAAAUAAGAAUAACUCUGAAUACACAGUCAUUUCAUUUUGUAAAUUAUUUUUCAACAUUUUGGUGCGUGUGAUUUGUUGGCUAUUUACGCUGGUAACGCGUUGUCAGGCGCAUCAUAAUUUGGUUUAUGACAUCACAAUGUGAAAUAGGCAACAUAUUUUGAUGUUCUGCAAAAUAAGGCAUAGUCUACAAAUACACUGAAAUGGGAUGUUUGUGUUGCUGUAAAAAGGUAUAUGUCUAGUCUGGGCUAGAAUUGAUCUCAUUCUGUUACAAUUUAGAGUAUAUUCUAUUCUUUUCAGCUUUUCCUAGUUGUUUUAAUUGUCUAUUUAUGUGUCCCAAAUCCUGCCAUUUGGGACACAUAAAUAGACAGUGGGGUGUAACUGUAUGGUUACAAUGGUUUUAUUUUUAUAAACAUGUAUUUUUUGCUAUUUGUUAGCCUAUAGUACAGAAUUCAAUAUGAUUGGGUGACGAGGUCUAUAUUUUAUAGUCAGAUCAUGUGGUUUGGGUUUGAACUUUGCUGCAAAUUCAAAUAUAACAAGCUCUGUUGUGAAGCAAGAAAUAUAUUUUAAUUUUUAUGUACUAUAUUAGCUAUAUAAUGUUUCUCCAAACAGAAAAAGAAGUGCAGAGUUCGCCUCGGGAUUGGGAGCCGCUGUACAUUGCCGUUCCCAAUCCCACCCAAACUGACGCCAUCGGAUGCCAGCAUGGUAACUGCAUCAGUUUGGAAAAAUCGGGAGGAGAAGAACGUAAAGGAUCACCACCAACUUGAUUCUUCCUUUCCCUCUUCUUUCCGUUUGAAACCGCCUACAACAUCUCUGACGCCCCUCGACCCCUUGUCUGGCCGAACACCAAUUGGCACUCCAUCCCCCUCACCACCCUCACCCCCUGGAUCCCCUGCCAGAUCCCCUUCCACUCUCUCCAAGUUCUUCAGCCUCUCUUACCUCUCCUCUCUCCACAUGUCAUCUCUCUCUUCCUCUUCCCCUUCUUCUUCUUCAGAGGAAGGAUCACAGACCUUCUCCCAUUUUAGUGCUUCCUGUGUUUCCCUGGCUGUCUCAACUCAGUCAUCCUCCUCUGCCACUCCCCCCAGUCCUGCCUGCCCUUCCUCCACAACCCACGUCUCCUCCCCUGCCCCCCAGUCCUCCUCUCCAAACCCCCUUGACUACCAUGGAGAGACCAACAAAGACAGUGAGACUGCCAGAGAUCUUAUGAGCUCUGAGGUCAAAGAGGUGGGGGCAGUUGUUCCACAGACAAAGAGAAUGGUACCCCGAUUUGCUGGCAUCGCAGAGGCCUCCAUUGACCUGAAGGCUUCCUCUGUCUCCUUGGAGAGGCCAUUGGUCAGGUCUCGGGACGCCAUGGCCCGCCUCCGCAACCUGUUCAGCAAGAGUAGCACCCAGCUGGGGGAGCAGAGGUGCACAGGCGAGGGUGAAGACAACACCAAGCUCCUCGGGUUGCCUAAUAUUGGCAACACCUGCUUCAUGAACUCUGCUCUGCAGUGCCUGCUGGGGCUGCCAGCAUUUUGCAGAGACAUCCUGAGACAGCAGGACACCUGGAGUUCCUCCCCCUUCUCUAAACUGCUAUGCUGCUUUGCCGAGUUACAUCAGGCAAGGCUUUCUGGAGGCACUGUCAAUGCUAAGAAAAAGGAAAAGAAGAAAAUCCUUCAAACAGUCAAGCGCUGUCUCUCCGUUGUCAAUGAGGACUAUGAUGACGACGAUGAACAGGAUGCCCAUGAAUGUGUGUUGCUCCUCCUCUUUCAGCUGAAGGAGGAGGGUAUGGCAUUAAAGGGCUCACCAGAGCCAUACACCUGCCCCGUGAAGCAGUUAGAAUUCAAGCUGAAGACUUCCCGUACCUGCACCAGCUGUGGAGUUACAGUGUAUGGUCAGGAGGAUUACAAUCACCUGUCACUGAGCCUGAGCCAUUACCUGACACACAGCCUGGACCUCUACUUUAAGCCAUCUGCGUUAGAGUGUGCAUGCUGGGAGUGCUCAGGCAGCAUGGCAUCUGUGACUAGGCACUUCCUCACGCUGCCCCGGGUCCUAAUGCUUCAUAUUAAGCGGUUUGCUGCAGGCGACUGGGAGCCAGAGAAGGUGGACGAUCCCAUGUCCAUCCCUGCAGAACUGACCCUCCCAGCCCUAUGUGGGGAGACAGCCCCUGUCCAGCAUGGAGCCAGGGCAAGCUCACUGGGGAACAACAACAUGGACAGCACACCUGCAAACUCCCCGAAAGGCACCCUUGAUAGAUCAGAGACACCAGCCAGACAAUAUCUACAAAUUGUCAAGUGUGAUCUCACAUCUGGGAGACAACAUGUAUACAGGCCACUACAUCAGUGAUGUUUUGGACAGCCGUGGCAGUGGGUGGCUCUGCCUGGAUGACGCACGUGUCUUGAGGACAGAUGAGGCCACUGUGCUGAGGGCGAGGGCACAGACUGCCUACAUCCUGUUCUAUGUCUGCAGUGGAGCAGGUGAAGGAGACCAGGCACCUCACUACCAGGAAAAGCACCAGGAGAACCCAUCAUUAAACUCAGGGAGAGGCACAGCUCUCAGGGACCACCUGGAGUAGCACCUACCACACAAAGAAAUAUCAGAUUAAUUGAAUUAGGCUGCCCAACACCACCAUCAACUGCCCUAGACCACCAUCAACUGCCCUAGACCACCAUCAGGCUGCCCUAGACCACCAUCAGGCUGCCCUAGACCAUCAUCAGGCUGCCCUAGACCACCACCAGGCAAUAAAGCUGCCUUAGACCACCAUCGGGCUGCCCUAGACCACCAGGGAAUAAAGCUGCCUUAGACUACCAUCAAGCUGCCUUAGACCACCAUCAAGCUGCCUUAGACCACCAUCAAGCUGCCUUAGACCACCAUCAAGCUGCCCUAGACCACCAAGGAAUAAUUCUGUUCUAAACCACCAGGGCAAUGGGCUGCCCUAGACCACCAGUACAUCAGGCUGCCCUAGACAUCAGGCUGCCCUUAACCACCUGUACAUUAGGCUGCCCUAGACCACCUGUACAUUAGGCUGCCCUAGAACACCUGUACAUUAGGCUGCCCUAGAACACCUGUACAUUAGGCUGUCCUAGAACACCUGUACAUUAGGCUGCCCUAGACCACCUGUACAUUAGGCUGCCCUAGAAUACCUGUACAUUAGGCUGCCCUAGAACACCUGUACAUUAGGCUGUCCUAGAACACCUGUACAUUAGGCUGCCCUAGAACACCUGUACAUUAGGCUGCCCUAGACCACCUGUACAUUAGGCUGCCCUAGAACACCUGUACAUUAGGCUGCCCUAGAACACCUGUACAUUAGGCUGCCCUAGAACACCUGUACAUUAGGCUGCUCUAGAACACCUGUACAUUAGGCUGCCCUAGACCACCUGUACAUUAGGCUGCCCUAGACCACCUGUACAUUAGGCUGCCCUAGACCACCUGUACAUUAGGCUGCCCUAGAACACCUGUACAUUAGGCUGCCCUAGAACACCUGUACAUUAGGCUGCCCUAGAACACCUGUACAUUAGGCUGCCCUAGACCACCUGUACAUUAGGCUGCCCUAGACCACCUGUACAUUAGGCUGCCCUAGACCACCUGUACAUUAGGCUGCCCUAGACCACCUGUACAUUAGGCUGCCCUAGACCACCAGGACAUCAGGCUGCCCUAGACCACCAGGACACCAGGCUGCCCUAGACCACCAGGCUGCCCUAGACCACCAGGACAUCAGGCUGCCCUAAACCACCAGGACAUCAGGCUGCCCUAGACCACCAGGCUGCCCUAGACCACCAGGACAUCAGGCUGCCCUAGACCACCAGAAGAAACAGUGUACACCACAAAACAUGUACCCACUGUAGGCUAUCAACUGUAUGUUUACAAUGAUAUAAAUAUAAAACAUCUAACCGA